CAAUUUAACAUUGUGUCCGAAAACGUUUUUGUUUUCUCGAAAAACAUAAAUACUUAUUCUCUCUAUGGUAGUUUAUUCGAAACAUUUCUCGGCCCUACAAAUACUUAGCGAGUUACGCUACCAGAGGUAACAUACAAAAAAUCAGUGUUUUCAUUUGAAGUAUGAGUAAUUGUUUGUUUCAUGGAAUUCCAAACGCAGAGAUGCUAGUAAGCGCCUUUCUGCGACCUCAAUAGGACAGCGCCUAAUUGGGUAAUCACAUAUUACAGGUAUUUGGGAGUCAGAUCGUAAUAAUUAUUACAUCACUGUUUCAACGCUGAAUACUCUGUAGAUAAUCCAUACAUUGUAGUCAAUACGAAAUGCAAGCCUACAUUAUUACGCAAACUUUCUGAUUAUAACACAGAAUUUUCCUUUUUAUUCUAUUCUCUCUCACAGAACACAUUACAGAGCAAUAGGAGAACGCGGCGGUAAAACUGAAAAAAUCGAAAUAGCCACUCCUCAGUAUGAUAAAGAAAACUAACCCUUCUAAAUCCCCGUCAAAUAAAUAUUAUCGACGGGGUGAAGUGGUAGGCUUUGAAGAAGAUCAAACUCACGAAUUUAAGGGUCAUCGAAACAUAAGUAUUGAAGAAAUUCCUCCCUGGUGUAUCAACAAUUCCGAUAAUAACAGGACAAGGAAUGCAGUAUCCAGGAAUCUGUGUGGCUUCUUGAAUUCAGGAUGGGGUGGUACUGUGUACAUUGGUAUACUUGAUGGAGGCAGCGUUCAGGGGGUGCGACUAACACAGUAUCAACAAGAUCAUUUGUCACUCAGUCUUCAGGAUGCCAUGAAUGCUUUCAGACCGCCUGUUCCACAUUUUAUGUACAACACUGAAUUUAUACCUGUUCUUGAACCACAAGAUAAAUAUCCGUGUCAAUUCAUACCAGUUCCUGAGGAUGUCCGUCAACAACCUCAUUAUCUUCGCUCACAUUCGUUCUGCUGGUGUGAUUAUGAUGCUUUAGGAAGUUACCAUAAUGGUAUCAUUCCUUUAUCAUAUGUUGUGGAAAUCACUGUUCUACCAUUAAACUGCAAUGAUCCAAGGGUCUGUGCCCUGAUGCCUGACUUCAAGAUACCAACUUCUCUUAUCUUCCAAUGUGAGGAUGGCCAGAUAUAUUUCAGGAAACAUUCUACACUUAUCAAGUAUUCGUUUUGUGACGUGGAGGAGCAUACCAGAGAAGAAGUGUUGCUUUACAAAAUGCCACAGCUGAUGGAAGCAUGGAGAGAAUGGAGGACAUACAGCAGAUUGUUGCAACUUGUCAAUGAAGUCAUAGCUCGGCAGAAACAUCUUCACACACAUAUAACCAAUACAAAUUAUGGUUAUGAAACACUAAAAGAUAAGAUGCAGCCAAAAAGUGGAUGAUCAGAUGCUGUAACCACAACUAGAUGUUUGAAAUGCACUGAAGACAGGAAGUUUCUCUUAUGUUCCUUAUAUUUAUAUGUUUAUGUGAUUUUGUGUGGAGUUUAUGUUAUUUCGUAGUCUUGCAAAAAACCUAACAAAAGUUGCAAUUUUUUAAAAUAUAUAUUACCACAGAAAUUUUCAGAAUCCAACACGAGUAAUGUUAAUGUUAUUCCCCCACCUCAAAAGUUCAUAUGACCUCCAUGAUGGUAUUAACCCUUUUAAGCCAAACGGUAACUGUUAAGCUACCUUAAUAAUCAAUAACGCUUUAUUUUGUAUUUGUGUUUCCUGUGAUUCUCACUGUAAACAGCAAUUACUUCCUUAAAUUUCAUUAACCACUUGAUGUUUGUAAUUGUGAAGUGUUAUGUUUUAUUUGCAGUACAGACUAGAUGUUUAAAUAUUAUACAGACGGGUUUCAGCUUCAAAGGUUAAUGAUAAUAGGAAACUGAGAGGCAUAAAGAUGGAGUGGCAUCUACUUCAGGAUUGUCAUAUCAAGUUCAAUGAAGAUCAGUCAGAUAUAUAAAAAUUAUGAUGUGGCUUUCA
Zootermopsis nevadensis is the source of this 1970-nucleotide messenger RNA. RefSeq lists its product as uncharacterized. Lineage: Eukaryota; Metazoa; Arthropoda; Insecta; Blattodea; Termopsidae. The record is from RefSeq and is a predicted model, not a curated record.